AUGUUUGAAACUUUAGAAGAAACUUUGUCGAGGUACCCAGACACUCUUUUAGGAUGUCCAAAGAAGCGUGUUCAAUAUUUUGAUAAAAGAAAUGACGAAUACUUUUUCAACCGAAACAGACUGGCUUUCGAUGCGAUUCUGUUUUAUUAUCAGUCGUAUGGGAGACUAGUUAGACCCGACAUGGUGCCUGAGAAUGUUUUUAUCGAUGAGGUACGUUUCUUCCAAAUUCGAAGCUCUUACACUUCUACUCGAGAUAAAAUCGAGCGUGCUCUUUUAGGAAAAGACGAGGAUUUACCACAAAACCUCAUACAACGUAAGAUAUGGCUGUUGUUUUCACAUCCCGAAUCAUCAUACGCAGCAAGAGUUCUGGCAGUUUUAUCUGUUAUUAUCAUUCUUCUUUCGGUGGUUAUACCAUGUUUUGAGUCGUCAUCUGGGGCAUCAACUCUAUAAACAACAAUAGGAGCACGUUUUUCUCGUCUUUGGAGAUGGCCUGUUAUAUUUGGUUUACCUUCGAGUUAGUGGUUCGUUUUUGCAGCGCACCUCAUAAACUGCGGUUUUUUUUCGCUCAAUGCUUAACAUUGUUGACAUAA
Pocillopora meandrina is the source of this 590-nucleotide messenger RNA. The record is from the annotation of a GenBank genome assembly. Lineage: Eukaryota; Metazoa; Cnidaria; Anthozoa; Scleractinia; Pocilloporidae.